Messenger RNA from Oryza sativa Japonica Group (Japanese rice), 2365 nucleotides. NCBI's taxonomy places the organism in Eukaryota, Viridiplantae, Streptophyta, Magnoliopsida, Poales, Poaceae. The record is from RefSeq and is a predicted model, not a curated record.
CACCAAAAGCUCUCACCAAACACCAUCGCGAUGAAUCUCAGCCGUCCGAUCUGGUGGGCCCACACUUCCCCCGACUUUGUUCAGUUUGGAGUUGCGACACUGACAUGUGGGCCCCACUUUUACUAUGGCCCACACGUCAGUGACACAACGGCAAGCUGCACAAGGGUCAGGCGAUCUCGUCUCCGCGAGUUCGCUCGCGACCGCUUCCGAGAUCCGUUCAACCCCGAUCUACGCCGCCGAGAACCUCGCCGGCGGCGACGACGACGAGCACCUCGCCGGCGGCGGAAGGCGAUGAUGCCUGUACGCACGUACCACCACCACCACCACCACAACAACAGCAACAACCAUCGGCUACGCCGCAUCAUCCCCCGAGUCCUCCUCGCCGUCUUCGCCAUCUACGCCGUCUCGUUCGCGGCGUACCUCCUCCGCCACCAGUCGCCGCACCCGCACCCGCACCCUGCCGCUGACCCCGAGCGCGACGCCGUGGACGCAGCCGGAGGAGGCGGAGGAGGAGGAGCCGUGGACCGUGUGCGGGUAGAAGCGCCGUCCUCGCAGAAGCCAUGGCCUCGCCUCCCCUCCUUCCUCCCGUGGACGUCCGCCUCCGUUCGGCCGCCGCCGAAGCACUCCUGUGAGGGGUACUUCGGGAACGGGUUCUCCCGCCUCGUGGACGUGCUCCCCGCGCGGGGCGGCGGCGGCGGCGGGUGGUUCCGGUGCCACCACAGCGAGACGCUGCGCAGCUCGAUCUGCGAGGGCGGGAGGGUGCGGCUCGACCCGGGGCUCAUCGCGAUGUCGCGCGGCGGCGAGCCGCUCGACCAGGUGAUGGGCCGCGCCGAGGAGGAGGAGCUGCCCAAGUACGAGCCCGGCGCGCUGCAGGUGGAGGCGGCGGCGAAGAGGACGGGGCCGUUGGUGGAAGCGGGGUUCCUCGACGCCUACGUGCCCACCGGCGGGAUCGGGAUGCACACGAUGAGGUCGCUGCUCGACUCGGGGCGCGUCGUGCCGCCCGGCGAGCUACACUGCUCGCAGUGGGUUGAAGAACCAACACUUCUAGUAACUCGUUUUGAAUAUGCAAACCUUUUCCACACAAUUACGGACUGGUACAGUGCAUAUGUCAGUUCCAGAGUCACGGAUUUACCUAACCGCCCUAAUGUGGUCUUUGUGGAUGGACAUUGCAAGGCACAACUGGAGCAAACAUGGGAAGCACUUUUCUCAAAUGUGACAUAUGUUAAGAAUUUCUCUGGCCCUGUUUGUUUUCGACAUGCAAUUCUUUCACCAUUGGGCUAUGAGACUGCGCUAUUUAAGGGCCUUAGUGAGAGCUUUAGCUGCGAAGGUGCUUCUGCGGAGUCCCUCAGAGAAAAGCCUGAUCACCAGAAAACGGCAAGGUUGUCUGAAUUUGGUGAGAUGAUUUUAGCUUCUUUUGAUCUUCUGAGGGAUGACAUACUGUCAUCCAAAACAUCAAAUGGGCUCAAUGUUCUCUUUGUUCGGCGAGAGGACUACUUGGCCCAUCCACGCCACAGUGGAAAGGUUGAAUCUAGACUAAGCAAUGAGAAGGAGGUAUAUGAUGCAAUUGAGGGCUGGGCAAAAGGUCAGAAAUGCAAAAUAAAUGUCAUCAAUGGUCUUUUUGCCCACAUGAACAUGAAGGAGCAACUGCGUGCUAUACAGGAAGCUUCAGUAGUAAUAGGGGCACAUGGGGCUGGUCUAACUCACUUGGUUUCAGCUACCCCAGAUACAAAAGUCCUUGAAAUCAUCAGCAGCAUGUAUCGACGCCCACAUUUUGCAUUGAUCUCACACUGGAAGAGCUUAGAGUAUCAUGCCAUAAAUCUCCCUGGAUCAUAUGCAAGGGUAACAGAUGUUAUCAAUGAGUUGAGUAAUAUACUGAAAGGUUUUGGAUGCUGAGACAGAGCUAGGUAUUCAUCAGGAAAGUCACCAUACUAACAACACAAAUGCUUACAAUUUCAAUGGAUGGGAAGGAGGUUAUUUGCAUCUGUGAUCUGUGAACUGAUGCAUUACCAGGGCUCAUCACUUCAUCGGAGGAAUUUUUAUGCUGCCAAAUGCAGAGAGAGAUUGUGCUGACAAGUGACAAUCUUUAAUCUGCAUAUCGUGUGGAACAAGAAGGCAAUCCUUCCCCCCUUCCUGACAUCAGCCGACGACAUGAAAACCAAUCCAUGCUGCGCACACUUUUCUACCAUGAAUUCAUGGUCUUGAGGACCGAUCCUCAAACUGUAAUUGUAAUUCAUCAUUUGGGACAUUCGGCGACAAUUCUUGUAUGUUAAUGCAUAAUGUUGAGUGCUUCUCCCCCACUGUUCAUAUAUGUUGAAAAACUUGCCCAAUGGGGCAUGGCAAUUGACCAAGUGUCAUGCCCUUCCUA